Molecule: messenger RNA, 3015 nt
Organism: Hypoxylon trugodes
Lineage: Eukaryota; Fungi; Ascomycota; Sordariomycetes; Xylariales; Hypoxylaceae
Product: vacuolar protein-sorting protein BRO1
Exons: 4
Coding region: 1-3015 (1004 amino acids)
Biological process (GO): protein transport to vacuole involved in ubiquitin-dependent protein catabolic process via the multivesicular body sorting pathway
Cellular component (GO): endosome
Molecular function (GO): protein binding
Source: RefSeq, a predicted model, not a curated record
AUGACGCAGACCCCAAUGAUCUCGGUGCCUUUAAAGGCCACUAACGAGAUCGAUUGGAUUACACCGUUGAAGACAUACAUCAGAGAUACAUAUGGAGACGACCCCGAGAGGUAUGCGGAAGAAUGUGCGACGCUCAACCGUUUGCGCCAGGACAUGAGAGGCGCUGGCAAAGAUAGCACUGCUGGGAGGGAUCUACUAUACAGAUAUUAUGGCCAGCUCGAGCUAUUAGACCUCCGAUUUCCGGUCGAUGAGCAGCAUAUCAAGAUCUCUUUUACCUGGUUCGACGCAUUUACUCACAAAGCUACAGCCCAAUACUCCCUUGCGUUCGAGAAAGCUUCCAUAAUCUUCAACAUAUCUGCCGUUCUGUCCUGCCAUGCCGCGAACCAAACCCGAUCCGAGGAGACUGGUCUUAAAACCGCAUAUCAUUCCUUCCAAGCAUCCGCUGGCAUGUUCACCUACAUCAACGAAAACUUCCUACACGCGCCCUCAUCCGACUUGAGUAGAGAAACUGUAAAAACAUUGAUCCAGAUAAUGCUUGCGCAAGCCCAAGAAAUAUUCCUCGAGAAGCAGGUGGCCGAUCAGAAAAAGGUCGGCUUAUUGGCAAAGUUGUCUAGCCAAGCCGCCUACCUAUACCAACAAGCGCUAGAAGGUGUUCAAGAAAACGUCAAUAAAGCUAUCUUCGAGAAAGUCUGGCUAUUCUUUACUCAAAUCAAAGCCAAUUUAAUGACAUCAAAUGCGCAAUACUACCAGGCCCUUGCCGAUGAAGAUGCUAACUCAUACGGUGUAGCCAUCGCCAGGCUCACAUCAGCUGAAGUCCAAGCCAGAGAAGCUAAUAGAAUGGCUAGCAAUUUCCCUAGUACUAUGCCACCUAGCUCGAACCUGAGUGCUGACACGGGGGCUUUAUUAACGGAGAUCACAAAACGGAAUCUAACCACCAUUCAACAGAAAUUAAAGGAGCUAAUCAAAGACAAUGAUUAUAUAUAUCACCAACCUGUCCCGGCAGAGGCCAGCCUGGUCCCAGUACCGAAGCUACCGGCAGCAAAGCCAAUCCCAGUAAACGAACUCUAUGCAGGCCAGGAUAUUCAACGGAUAACUGGCCCAGACUUAUUCGCGAAGAUUGUCCCAUUUACAGUCACCGAAUCAGCGAGUUUGUACGAUGAGGAGAAGGCGAAGCUGGUGCGUGCGGAAACUGAGAGGGUCAGCAUGGCUGACGAUGAGAUGGCUGCCAGUUUGGACUAUCUCAAAUUGCCAAACUCCUUAUCCGUGUUAAAAGGGGGAGUGGAUCAAGAUAUCCGACCAGACAAAGACUUUCAAACUUGGUGCGACGAUGUUGCGGGCCACGAGAAUCCGAUAUCCAUAUUCGAUACGUUACGUAUAGACAAAGAUGCGAUCGUGACAACUUUGGACAGGUGUUCAAAACAACUCGAUAUGGAGGAGAGUGUCUGUGAGAAGAUGAGAUCUAAAUAUGAAAGUGAAUGGACACAACAGCCUAGUUCACGGCUCACAACUACUCUGCGGGGGAAUAUCCGGAAUUACAGGGAAGCCUUGGAUGAGGCAGCGAAGAGCGAUGCCCAACUUUAUACCAAGUUCCGACAAAACGAGGUAGACUUUGAAGAAAUGCGGAAUGCUGCUCAAACUGGCGAAGUCGACUCCCUAUUCCAAAUAGCUCUUAGCAAAAUCCGCUCGAAGUCGAGCAGUUCGACAAGCCCUGCAAGUGCUGAGGCCAAUUUGCUAGAUGCCGAUUUUGAGGACGAUAGUCCGAGUGUGGCGGAGCAAAUAACCAGAGUUGAGGAUAUUCUCAAGAAGUUGAACUUGGUGAAGAGGGAACGAGCUCAGGUUCUAAAGGAUCUCAAGGAAAAGGUACACAACGACGACAUAUCACAAAUUCUCAUUUUGAACAAGAAAUCAAUACCGAACUAUGAAAAAGAACUAUUCCAAUCCGAAUUAGAAAAGUUUCGCCCCCACCAGAACCGGAUAUUACAGGCGAACCACAAACAAGCUUCGUUAAUGAAGGAGCUUCAAGCAUCAUUUGGCCACCUCCUUCAGGAUAAGCGCGUACAAUCAGAACGUAGCAAGUACGAGGUCAAACAACGGCAGAGGAACUCGGUAGUCAACAAAUAUAAGAGGGCGUACCAAGAGUUCCUGGAUCUCGAAUCUGGGUUACAGAGUGCAAAGAACUGGUAUACUGAGAUGAAGGAGACGGUUGACAGCCUUGAGAAGAACGUGGAGACUUUUGUUAACAACAGGAGGUCAGAAGGCGCCCAAUUGCUCGGCCAAAUAGAGCAAGAGAUAGCUGCAAACAAGAGCACACAAGCUGAGGCUGAGCGAGAACGACUUCGCGGACUUAUGGAGCGCAUGUCAAUGGAUCCUAAUGCAUCACCGUCGCCAAAGCCGGGCUCAACACGGCCCGUGCCAACACCACUUUCCUUCUCAAAUGCACCUCGCUACCCACAGACCAACAUCACCGGUCAGUACCAGAUGCCAACUUCUCCGCCACCAAAUCAGGCCAAUUAUCCCGGAUAUUCUAGUCCUCCACCUAGCAAUACUUAUGCUUCAACGCCGCAGCAGUCUUAUACGCCUAACCCACAACAUCAACAACAACAGUCAUUUGGUCAAGGAGGCUAUAAUCCUAGUAAUUGGGGUCGAAAUCCUGGUCCCGUCUCGCCGCCGCCAAAUCAAACCACUUUCGGUCUGGGUGUUAGCGGAAGAGGUCCUGCUUCGCCUCCACCAACACAAACUUCAUUUACGUCAAAUCAAUAUAGCACAUAUGGGAACCCACAGGCUCAAGCGACGCAACAGUAUAUGCCUCCUGGAUUCGUACCGCCUCCGCCACCUCCCGGACCUCCGCCGCUAGGACCACAGCAGACUAUCCAUUAUUCACAGCAACAACAGGACUACCCGUACGGUGUCCCCCAAAGUGCUAUUACACCGCAUAGCGCAGCCCCUCGGUCGGCACAACCGCAGCAGCAACCACAACAAAACGACCCGUGGGCAGGACUAAACGCUUGGAGAUAA